Rhodamnia argentea is the source of this 2077-nucleotide messenger RNA. RefSeq names its product O-glucosyltransferase rumi homolog. The transcript is spliced from 6 exons. NCBI's taxonomy places the organism in Eukaryota, Viridiplantae, Streptophyta, Magnoliopsida, Myrtales, Myrtaceae. The coding region runs from base 309 to 1898 and encodes 529 amino acids. The record is from RefSeq and is a predicted model, not a curated record.
CUUUUUGCCUAAGCUGGGUCUCUGAGAUCCAAACUCUCAGUUCUGUUUCUUCUUCUUCCUCUUUUGUAAACAGGAGAGAAAAAAGGAUCUCCUCGCACCUACUGGCACGACGCCAAAGACUUUUGUCUCAGCUUCUGUGUCCUUCUUCUACACUCCAAAAGACUUGUUUGGGUCAAGCCAAAGCUUCCAAGCAGAAGGUUAUAUUAUCCAGGAGCAAAUUCACUGCACAGAGAGUUAGGAGAUCUCGGCGGAUGAUCGUGCGGGUUCCAUUCAAAAAGUGAGGAGGGAGGCGCAGAGAGAGAACAAGAAUGCACAGGCUACAGAGGUGCUUGUGGUACGGAUCUGGGGUUUUCCGCCACCUCGCGGACACGAUCUGGAGGCCCUUCCUCAAGUCCCCCGCGCGCUCCUCCGCCGCCUUCCUCGUCCUAGCGUUCCUCCUCGUCAGCGCGUUCCACUCCACGCGCCUCCUCGACUCCUCUGCCUCCUCCUCCUCCUCCUCCUCUUCCAUUAGUGCGGCACCGAGGCCCAUCGUCAACAUUGCCACGAGCCACGUCUACCCUCGCAAGCCCCGGAAGAAGCUCGAAAUCCCCCUCGACUGCGCCUCCUACAACCCCAGCAGAACAUGCCCCUCCAAUUACCCCACCUCUCUCCCGCCGGAGCAACGCCCCGACCCUUCGUCGGCCGCCGCGUGUCCGGAGUACUUCCGUUGGAUCCACGAGGACCUCAAGCCGUGGGCCCGCACGGGCAUCACGAGGGACGCGGUGGAGCGGGCCAGGAGGACCGCCAACUUCCGGCUGGCGAUCGUGGGCGGGAGGGCUUACGUGGAGACGUAUCGGAAAGCGUUCCAGACGAGGGACGUGUUCACGCUGUGGGGGAUCCUGCAGCUGCUGCGGAGGUACCCGGGUCAAGUGCCCGACCUGGAGCUCAUGUUCGACUGCGUCGACUGGCCGGUCAUUCAUUCGAGGCUAUAUCGUGGGCCCAGUGCCACGAGCCCGCCACCUUUGUUCCGGUACUGUGGGGACGAUGCCACGCUCGAUAUCGUCUUCCCCGAUUGGUCCUUCUGGGGCUGGCCAGAGGUUAAUAUAAAGCCAUGGGAGUCUCUAUCGAGGGACCUUAAAGAAGGCAACAAGAGGGUUAAGUGGAUGGAUAGGGAACCUCACGCUUAUUGGAAGGGUAAUCCGGCUGUUGCUGCCACCAGGCAAGACCUUCUUAGAUGCAAUGUAUCUGAUGAACAAGACUGGAAUGCUCGUAUCUUUGCGCAGGAUUGGAUCCGAGAAUCGCAGCAAGGAUACAAACAGUCAGACUUGGCAAACCAAUGCAUUCACAGAUACAAAAUAUACAUCGAAGGGUCGGCUUGGUCCGUCAGUGAAAAGUAUAUCCUGGCUUGUGAUUCCGUCGCCUUAGUGGUCAAGCCCCAUUACUACGACUUCUUCACCAGAAGUUUGAUGCCGGUCCACCACUACUGGCCCAUUAGGGAGGAUGACAAGUGCAGAUCCAUAAAGUUUGCCGUAGACUGGGGAAACAGCCACAAGCAAAAGGCACAUGCCAUUGGGAAAGCGGCGAGCACUUUUGCACUGGAAGAGUUGAGGAUGGACUUGGUAUAUGAUUACAUGUUUCAUCUGUUGAAUGAGUACGCCAAGCUGUUGAGGUUCAAACCUGUCGUGCCCGAGAAAGCCGUGGAGUUCUGUUCCGAGCACAUGGCAUGCCAGGCCAACGGGCCGGAGAAGAAGUUCAUGGAAGAAUCGCUGGUAAAGGGACCUGCCGAUACAUAUCCUUGCAAACUGCCUCCUCCAUACGAUGCUCCAUCGCUCUACGCGAUCCGCAGAAGGAAAGAGAACUCGAUAAAGCAAGUGGAGAUGUGGGAGAGGAAAUACUGGGAUGGUCUAAACAAGUCCUAGAAGAACAGGCUCGUUGUACAUUUCACGUGCACGAACACGAUGAAUUCGUUUUUGCGGUGCAUCUGAAGUCUUUACAACUUAAAAUCAAUAGCAAAUGAGCAGCAUUUACCCUGUAUUCUUAGAUUCACACAAAGAUGAGCUAUAAAUUAUGUGACAUAAUACAAUCCUCAUAUUAUGCA